AUGUCAUCUUCAAACAGUUCCUCCUUUUUGGACGAUUUUCUACAUUCUCAAUAUUCUACCCCCAACACCCGCACUGUUUCGGCAAUAAUGCUCAUUUUAGUUAGCACAAUUGGAUCCGCCAUAAAUGCACUUAUUUUCAUCACCACACUUUCUCGACUCACGAAACACGAUGGAUUUCUGAAAAUUUGCUGUUUCAAUAGCUUCGGGAGCAGUGUGGUUUGCAUUGGGUACUUGGUUUUCCCGGUUCCAACAUUGUUAUUAGAAAAUCCGCCGAACCAGUGGCUCAACGCAAUAAUGGGACAACUCAUCGGCUGGUUUGGAUGGAGCAUUGGGCCGUUAUCACAGAUUUUAUUGGCCAUUAACCGGAUAACUGCUGUCUACUUUCCAUUUUUGCACAUGACAAAGUAUCGUAUAAAUCCUACAGAUUUUGGAAUCGGCUUUUCGCUACUGAUCGCGUUAUUCUCAUUUGCUGUUCUGCUUCCAGAAGGUUGUCACUACCUAUUUAAUCGUGACUAUCUUGGCUGGAUUGGUGAAGUCACACCGUGCACUGAAGUAGCUCAGAAUAUAUUUUUUGGGGUCAUGCUUACUAUUACAGUCGUGACAACUUUUUGCAGUGUUUUGUUAUUUAUGAAGUUGGUUUUGAACUCGCCCGAUCCAACAGUUUCGAGUGCUCAACUGGAAUAUCGUCAUAGAAAAAACCGGAAAUUAAUAAUUCAAGCAAUUGUUCAAAGCAUCCUUAUUAUAGUCGACUCACUUAACUCUACAAUAACCUAUAACAUAUUUCCAAAUUUAUUUUUUCAAUUCAUAACUCUCUCAUUUUCAAUGGUAUUUUUAAGAACUCUGGAGGGGUUCGUAAUAUUUUCUAUCAAUGAUACUGUUAAUGAAGAAGUGAGGAAAAUUAUUAGAGUCAAGAUUUUUGGUCUGAAGCCAAGAACAAUGAUAGUUCCAACCAUAUCGAUUUCUUUAAUUUGA
Caenorhabditis elegans is the source of this 972-nucleotide messenger RNA. It is a transcript of the gene srx-119, whose product is annotated as 7TM GPCR serpentine receptor class x (Srx) domain-containing protein. The transcript has 7 exons. NCBI's taxonomy places the organism in Eukaryota, Metazoa, Nematoda, Chromadorea, Rhabditida, Rhabditidae. The coding region runs from base 1 to 972 and encodes 323 amino acids. The record is from RefSeq and is marked reviewed.